UGCUCCAGCCAUGUCAGCGCGCGCGAGCCUGGGCCCACCAUGAGCCAUGGCCAUGUCCGUGAGCGCCGAGGACGACGACUAUGAAUCGGAGCCGGACCAGAACCGGGCUGUGGGUCGGCCCAAGGACAAGCUGGGCCCGGCCUCUGCGGUGAAGUUGGCUGCCAACCGGACAACCGCAGGAGCUCGCUGGCGCAGGACACGAUGCCGCAAGUGCGAGGCCUGCCUGGGGGCCGAGUGUGGAGAGUGCCACUUCUGCAAGGAUAUGAAGAAGUUUGGGGGGCCUGGGCGGAUGAAGCAGAGCUGCAUCAUGCGACAGUGCAUCGCGCCAGUGCUUCCCCACACCGCCGUGUGCCUUGUCUGUGGUGAGGCAGGGAAAGAGGACGCAGUGGAGGAAGAAGAAGGCAAGUUCAACCUCAUGCUCAUGGAGUGCUCCAUCUGCAAUGAGAUCAUCCACCCUGGAUGCCUUAAGAUUAAGGAAUCAGAGGGUGUGGUCAACGAUGAGCUUCCCAACUGCUGGGAGUGUCCGAAGUGUAACCAUGCUGGCAAGACCGGGAAAGCCUACAAGCAAAAGCGUGGCCCUGGCUUUAAGUAUGCCUCCAACCUGCCUGGCUCCCUGCUCAAGGAGCAGAAGAUGAACUGGGACAACAAGGAAGGGCAGGAGCCUGCCAAGCGGAGAAGUGAAUGUGAAGAAGCACCUAGACGCAGGUCAGAUGAGCACCCCAAGAAGGUGCCUCCAGAGGCCAUCCUGCGCCGAAAGUCUGAUGAUGUACACCUGAGGAGGAAGCGGAAAUACGAGAAGCCCCAAGAGCUGAGUGGACGCAAGCGGGCCUCGACGCCUCAAAUCCCCGGUUCCUCCUCUCACCACUCGCCGAGGCCCCCUCUAGGCAGCAGCCUCAGCCCUUGGUGGAGAUCCAGUCUCACUUACUUCCAGCAGCAGCUAAAACCUGGCAAAGAAGAUAAGCUUUUCAGGAAAAAGAGGCGGUCCUGGAAGAACUCCGAAGACAGGCUGGCACUGACCAGCAAGCCCCUCCCGCGCUUCAAGCAGGAACCAGAGGACGAUCUGCCCGAGGCACCCCCUAAGACCAGGGAGAGUGACCACUCACGCUCCAGCUCUCCCACCGCUGGGCCCAGCACUGAGGGGGCCGAGGGUCCGGAGGAAAAGAAGAAGGUGAAGAUGCGCCAGAAACGGCGGCUUCCCAACAAAGAGCUGAGCAAAGAGCUGAGCAAAGAGCUCAACCAUGAGAUCCAGAAGACAGAAAGCAGCCUGGCCCACGAGAACCACCAGCCCAUCAAGUCAGAGCCUGAGAGUGAGAAUGAGGAGCCCAAGCGACCGAUAGGCCUCUGUGAGCGCCCCCACCGCUUCAGCAAGGGGCUCAAUGGCACCCCUCGGGAGCUGCGGCAUCCAUUGGGGCCCAGCCUGCGGAGCCCACCCCGUGUUAUCUCCCGUCCCCCACCUUCUGUCUCCCCACCCAAGUGCAUCCAGAUGGAGCGCCAUGUGAUCCGGCCACCACCCAUCAGCCCCCCACCUGACUCGCUGCCCCUGGAUGAUGGGGCAGCCCACGUCAUGCACAGGGAGGUGUGGAUGGCCAUCUUCAGCUACCUCAGCCACCAAGAUCUGUGUGUGUGCAUGCGGGUCUGUAGGACCUGGAACCGCUGGUGCUGCGAUAAGCGGUUGUGGACCCGUAUUGACCUGAACCACUGCAAGUCCAUCACACCCCUGAUGCUGAGUGGCAUCAUCCGGCGACAGCCUGUCUCCCUUGACCUCAGCUGGACCAAUAUCUCCAAGAAGCAGCUGAGCUGGCUCAUCAACCGGUUGCCUGGGCUCCGAGACUUGGUGCUAUCCGGCUGCUCAUGGAUUGCAGUCUCUGCCCUCUGUAGCUAUUGUCCAUUGCUUCGGACCCUUGAUGUCCAGUGGGUAGAAGGACUAAAGGAUGCCCAGAUGCAGGAUCUCCUGUCCCCGCCCACAGACAACAGGCCAGGCCAGAUGGACAAUCGGAGCAAGCUCCGGAACAUUGUGGAACUGUGCUUGGCUGGCCUGGACAUCACAGAUGCCUCCCUACGACUCAUCAUCUGCCACAUGCCCCUGCUCUCCAAGCUCCACCUCAGCUACUGUAACCAUGUCACCGACCAGUCUAUCAACCUGCUCACUGCAGUCGGCACUACCACCCGAGACUCUCUGACUGAGAUCAACCUGUCAGACUACAAGGUCACUGACCAAUGCCUGUCCUUCUUCAAACGCUGUGGAAAUAUCUGUCACAUUGACCUGAGGUACUGCAAGCAAGUCACCAAGGAAGGCUGUGAGCAGUUUAUAGCUGAAAUGUCUGUGAGUCUCCAGUUUGGACAAGUGGAAGAAAAACUCCUGCAAAAACUUAGUUAGACCUGGGACAAGUAUGUAAAUAUUGGGAGUAUAACUGGAGAGGGGAAGGACUACAAAAAAGGGGGGCUUUUAUUUCCCAUUGGAACAACAGACCACAGAAUGAUUCCAUUUUGCAAGUCUUACCAAGGGAGAAGCCGUUCAACCACCCAUUUGGGGAUUAAUGAGCCAGAUGCUUUCCUCUGGCCUUCCUGCAUCCUAACUGCACUGCUUUCUGGACCAUUUCUAAGGCGGCCUUUAGAAGACAUUCCCAUUGGCAAGGAGGAUGGGCUUUGGAGAAAUCCUCUUCCAGGUGUGAGCUUAGUGCUUUCAUUGGUGUUUUUGUUAUGAACACCUUGUUCCUUGAAACACCAAGGCUUCUGGUGUCAACAUACAGUGGACCACAUACCACAUGUGCAGCUGUCUUGACACAUUUUGUUUGGUUGGUUUUGUUACAUCUUACAUUAUGCAGAAGUAUUUUUGUACAAAUUGUUUAAAAAUUAUUUAUGCAAGAUUGAAUGCAUACCAGUGUUUUUAUUGUUUUGAGAUUGCCAACUUUCCUGGUUUCCCUCAAGUACAGAGAACUUAACCUGUACUUCAUGAACACAAAGAUAUGCCCAGGUGUGACAGGGGAGGAGGCAGUAACCUUUCCCCUUAAAAGCAUGCUUAACUGGAAGUUAGAGCCUACUUUGUAUGUCAAGAAGUUACACGAGCAUGUUGUGGAUAAACGUAAAAUUAUAGUUGAAGUAAGAUACUCUGCCAAGUUUCCUCAGUAGAGAAUUCACCUUUUCCUCCAAAUUUUACAAUUCCGACUUAAACCUUUUGCACUCAGCAGAGUUUUGCUCCAAGCAUGAACUCUUGUCUUCUCCAAAGAUUUAAUUGAUGCCAUGUCUCAAGUAGAAUAAAUGCACCCACACAGCCUUUCCUUUCCUCCUUUCUCCUUUAAAGAUUCUCAUCUAGGUUGGUAACCUGGCUGUUUCCUAGUUGUAAAGUUCUGCAUCCAUAAGUGCCAUUGUUGUACGGUGGUGUUUCCUAUACCUUCCCUGAUGCAAUUUUACCUUUGUUGAAUUUGUAUAAACAAUUGUACAAAAAAAAGAAAAAAGAAAGACA
Molecule: messenger RNA, 3463 nt
Organism: Jaculus jaculus (lesser Egyptian jerboa)
Lineage: Eukaryota; Metazoa; Chordata; Mammalia; Rodentia; Dipodidae
Product: lysine-specific demethylase 2B-like
Biological process (GO): regulation of transcription by RNA polymerase II; protein demethylation
Molecular function (GO): transcription coregulator activity; protein binding; histone demethylase activity
Source: RefSeq, a predicted model, not a curated record